Pipistrellus kuhlii (Kuhl's pipistrelle) is the source of this 954-nucleotide messenger RNA. RefSeq names its product translocase of inner mitochondrial membrane 8 homolog B (gene TIMM8B). The coding region runs from base 88 to 339 and encodes 83 amino acids. NCBI's taxonomy places the organism in Eukaryota, Metazoa, Chordata, Mammalia, Chiroptera, Vespertilionidae. The record is from RefSeq and is a predicted model, not a curated record. The transcript is spliced from 2 exons.
AGUAGGGAGUCGGCGUGCGGCCGCCGCACUUGCGCACGCACGUGACCGGAAGUCCUGAGCCCCCCCCCCCCCCCCCCGACGCGGACAAUGGCGGAGCUGGGAGAGGCGGACGAAGCCGAAUUGCAGCGCCUGGUGGCGGCCGAGCAGCAGAAGGCGCAGUUCACCGCGCAGGUGCACCACUUCAUGGAGCUGUGUUGGGAUAAAUGUGUGGAGAAGCCAGGGAAUCGCCUAGACUCUCGUACUGAAAAUUGUCUCUCUAGCUGUGUGGACCGCUUCAUUGACACUACUCUCGCCAUCACGAGCCGUUUUGCCCAGAUUGUACAGAAAGGAGGGCAGUAGAACGUUCCCUAGGAGAUGACAGAAGCAGCAAAGGACUUGUUAGUAAGCAGAUUGAAGGGACAAUGAGGGAAAGUUCUCAACCCACUGUCAGGUCAACUUCAGGCUACUACCCUGUUGGUGCUAAAAAGUGACAGAUUGAAAAUUCAAGUGAAAUUUAUUUAUUUAGAAUCAGAAACUCCACAUUGUAUCACAACAAUUAUUCAAUAAAUUUGAGUUCUCCGAUUCUAUUUUUAAAAUCCCAUUUUAGGAUUUAAUAAGAUCUCCGAUUGGCAGAAACACUAGGACUAAAUGUUUCAGGGCUAGUAGUGCAAAUGGUAUUUCAGGUGGCUGGAAGAAACAUCAGCCUUAGUCUUAGGCAUAGAAGAAAAUUUAGGGUUGAGAAAGGUGAAGAACAGAAAACAGCUUUAUUGCUUAUACAUGACCAAGAAAAGGUAAACAUGGCAAAAAAACAAAACAAGCAAGGUGUGUAUUCAUUGGGAAAGAGAGGUCUACUACUAUGGGAAAGGUCAAGACCCAAACAGAACCAACUUCCUGGAGAUGCCUUGUCCCACUCACCCAUUCUCCUGAGUCUGUGCUGAGACUCGGUACUUUUAUAACACAGAAACAAUGUUUAAA